Messenger RNA from Macrosiphum euphorbiae (potato aphid), 1422 nucleotides. The record is from the annotation of a GenBank genome assembly. NCBI's taxonomy places the organism in Eukaryota, Metazoa, Arthropoda, Insecta, Hemiptera, Aphididae.
AUGGAACAAAUAGUCAAGAUUUUUGUACAUCAAAGUUACUUCAUAGACAAUGAUUUAGUGGUUGACUAUAAUGUGGAACAAGAAGCUCUUAUAAAUGUAUCCCCUAAAGAUUGGAUAGCAUUAAUACCUAAAGGGUGGUCUGGAGUAGAUGAACAAGUUGCUUUUAAAACUAUUGAUAGUGAUUGCGAUGUAGCAAAUUUAGCAAUUAAAUCAGUUAUCAUGGAGAAAAAGUGUUUCCAAGGUGUCGUUGAGUGUGAGAAACAUUAUCAAUUAAUGUAUAUUAGCCAACAUUUAGAGAUAUUAGGUAGAAGUGAAUACUUUAUAUUUCUUCAUCAAUCUGGAACUUGCAACUGUAUUCAUUCAUCAAUACAAAAUGAAACUAAAGAAAAUUCCAAGCAAAGUCAAUUAUCUUCAGCCUCUAGCCGCAACAAACCACUACGUAGACAAUCACCAACACCACGUGCAUUUUAUAAAAACCGACCUCAAUCUCAAAAUAGUGUAGCAAAAAGUGAAAAAUUAAAACCUAAACAAUGGUCAACAAAUAAAUGUCAUAAAUGCAAUGCAUCAACCAACUUUUCAGCACUUGAAAGUGCAUACCUUGCAAAAAUUCAAGAUUUAACAACAAAUAAUGAAGUGAUGGAACAACGUUUACUGGCAUUCGAAAAAGAUUUGGUUGAUACAUUAGAAGUAAUUAAUAAACAAUUCAAAUUAAGUACAGCCAUUUCACAACAAAAGCAAAAUAUUCAAAAAUUCAUUGAUGAUUUAGUUGAUGGCUUAGUUAAUGACGGCAGGAUAACAUUUUGGGCUCAUGAUCAAGAGUUUUCAGUUGUUAGAGAAUUCCCGGAAAAAAACCAAAUCUCUCCUCUACCAGAUGAAUGCCCAUUGUCCAUUAAUAAGUCGCUAAAUAUGUCCAAAGAAGUUUACAUGAAAGCUAUUAUUGGUCAACAAGAGGAUACUAUUCAAAAUCUCGUCGAUAAAAUAAAGGAAUUGUUUGAUCUUUUUCUCAAAGUAAACUCCCAGGCAAAUGAACAAAAUAAGUCAGACACAACUUCAUCUGAAAAUAAAAUAAAUGUAGGUUAUAUGGAUAGUUCAGGCACUACAUAUUUCUCUCCUCCAUCAUAUAUUACUAAUACUUUGAACGAUAUAAAUUUGUAUUUGGCCAAUACUGUCAAUUAUAAUAAUAAAAUUGAAAAAAUGGAGAUGAAUGAAAAUGUUUGUAACUGGACAAACAACACAUUUUCUGGUACUGAAUUUCCUACAACUCUGGAAUCAAAUGUAACCCCUACAUUAAGUAAUGAAGAUAAAGACAAAAUAUUGACCUUAGAAGAUUGGAAAAAAGAAAAAACAGAAUUUACAUUGUUUACUCCAUCACCUGAAAACUGUAGCAAUGAAAAAACAAACGGAUUGAAUAUUAAACAAUAA